AUGUCUUGGAUCGUGUUUGCGCCAUGGAUCUUCCCAGCGGCAUUGAUGGCGUUCCUUUACAGUUAUAUCCUGUAUCCCUUUUUCUUUAGCCCCUUGUCACGUAUCCCAGGUCCCAGGUUUUACGCCUUUACCAAGUGGCGACUUGCAUGGGACGACUGGACUGGCCAGCGGACACGCAAGAUCCAUGCCCUACAUCUAAAGUACGGACCAGUGGUACGCAUCGGGCCGAAAGAAGUGCAUUUCAACUCCCUCUCGGCAUUACGCACCAUUUAUGGUGCAGGAAGUGGGUUCGAGCGCACUGAGUUCUAUCGGAUGUUCGAUACAUAUGGGAGGAAGAACAUGUUUACGUUCGCAAGCGGGGUAGAGCAUUCACGGAGAAAGCGAUUGGUGGCUCGCCCGUAUUCAAAAAGUGGCCUUGCACAGUACAAAGUUGAAGAAAUCGUGGGAAUGAAGACUAAAGACUUUUUGAGACUGGUGAAAACGGAUGGCACCCGUAGAGGCGGCUUGGAGAUCUUCUCGGCGCUUCACUACUACUCAAUCGAUAUCAUCACCACGUUUUUGUAUGGGACUCCAUGCUUUGGCGCGACCACCGCUCUCAAAGGGACACCAGAACAUGUCAAAUUACUGGACGAUAUCAUGAACCAUACACGCCGGCGACUAUCCUGGUUUGCAGUCCAUCUACCCUCACUCACGAAAUGGAUGUACACUCGAACGGGGGUAGUUGAGACCGCUAUUCGGCCUUUCCUACCCAUGGCCAAGCCUGCAACUUACUCCGGCAUCCGGGCGCAUGCACUAAGAUCGAUGCACGCCUACCGCGAUGCGGGCGAAAUCUCGCGCGCCGAAGCGAAAAAGUCAAUCAUCAGUGAGCUAUAUAUUUCACAGUCGAAAUCCAACAGUGACAUGGAUGACCUGGAUAUUGCCAGUGAAUGCGCAGACCACCUCCUUGCUGGCAUCGACACGACUAGCGAUACACUAAUGUUCCUCAUUUGGAGUCUAUCCCUGCCUCGGAAUGCACAUGUGCAGCAAAAGUUGAUUGAAGAGUGCAAAUCCAUACCCAAAGGUGGCGUCACUGAUGGUAGCGUGGACAUAAGGGUUGCGGAUAGCAUGCCGUACCUGAAUGCAGUUGUCAAGGAAACGCUACGUCUUUUUGCCCCACUGCCCUCAUCCGAGCCAAGACUGAAUAGAGCAGACACGGUAGUUGACGGUUACGAUAUCCCGCGGGGUACAGUAUGCAGUAUGGCCCCUUAUUCAUUACAUCGGAAUGAAAGUGUGUUCCCUGACUCGACCACUUGGAGGCCGGAACGAUGGUCGGAUGCGGGUAAAAGCGAACUAGCGGAGAUGGAGAAAUGGUUCUGGGCGUUCUCGAGUGGAGCUCGUAUGUGCGUCGGCAUGCACCUCGCCAUGGCGGAGAUGGCUUUAGUGCCGUCACUGUACCGGAAAUACGGGUCGAGGGUGGUUCCGGGACAAGAAAACAUGGCGCCGGGUAUCACCUCUAGGUUUGAAGUAUUUGCCGAUGACACAUUCCCGGAGAUGAAGGAGCACACGUGCUGGGUGGAGUUCACUCCUCAUUAA
Bipolaris victoriae FI3 is the source of this 1572-nucleotide messenger RNA. RefSeq lists its product as hypothetical. Gene Ontology annotation, molecular function: heme binding; monooxygenase activity; iron ion binding. Bases 1 to 1572 code for a protein of 523 amino acids. Lineage: Eukaryota; Fungi; Ascomycota; Dothideomycetes; Pleosporales; Pleosporaceae. The transcript has 3 exons. The record is from RefSeq and is a predicted model, not a curated record.